Sclerotinia sclerotiorum 1980 UF-70 is the source of this 417-nucleotide messenger RNA. RefSeq lists its product with no specific name. NCBI's taxonomy places the organism in Eukaryota, Fungi, Ascomycota, Leotiomycetes, Helotiales, Sclerotiniaceae. The transcript has 3 exons. The record is from RefSeq and is a predicted model, not a curated record. Bases 1 to 417 code for a protein of 138 amino acids.
AUGACAGUAUUUGCCACCCGGGCCGGGAAGUUAGGAGAUCCUACGCUGACAGUGGCUUGGUGGAGAUUGUGGGAGAUUGUGGGUGAUUAUGGUGUUGUUGUGUAUUCUUCAACUUUUGGCCCCCAUUCUGACAGGGGUGAGAUGGGAUUUGCUGAGCCGCUGAAUGAGGCGCAUCUUCAAGAUCCCAUAAACUCCCAUCCGGUCAUGGCUAGAGAUUUCCUUAGACAUGAUGGUACAAUGCGAAGUUGUCAGAAUGCUGAGAUGGCAGGUCAGGUGAAGGGAACGGAAAUGGAAGGAUUUUGGUGUAUUACUGCACAGCCCGCCCACAAGAUGUUGAUUGAGAAAGCCCUGUGCCUAAUUCAUUUCUUCAUUAAUGUGCCUCAGUUCUGGCUUUUUCAUAUGCAGAUGACUCACUAA